CAAGAUCUUCCGGGCACUAGCUACUACCGAUCGAAUAUAUAUCAGUCGUUGAUCGAAGAUGGGCGCAAAUCCAAGCAUCAAAACCGCGGUUUUCGCAGUAUUAGUUUCCACGUGUCUCUUGCUCUCUCAAGCGCGCAUUCUCAACAACCAUCUUUACAAAAAUGACAAUGACAGUACUACUGUUAUUGUGGCUGAACAUGGCGAUGACGCCCUGGAGAAUCUCAGGGCAUUCAUUCCCUCGGAGAUCAUUGAAAUAUCUAAAAGAAGAUAUCUGCCGGAAAUAAAUAGACUAGCCCCCGGAGGUCCUAAUCAUAGUCCUAGUGGUCCUAAAUUAUAAUAAUUAAUGUUAUGCCAGAUAAAUAAGCAAGCAAUACUUGGAAAUAUUAUAUAUGGAGCAUAUAAAGAUCCAGCCAGUUAGCUGGCUAGCUCAUUUUAUUAUAAUUUAAAAGAUAUAUAUUAUUAUACUUGCGGUUUCGUGAGAGAAAGCUAAGGGUGUAUUAUGCAUAAAUAAAUAUGGAACGUGAUCCUGAUGUUACUACACGUUCUAUAUAUGUUGUGUCGACGUAAUCUAUUCUAUAAUUAUUUCCCUGUAUUUCGUUUUUAUUAUCAUAUAUAAAGUCAAGUCCAUGUU
Molecule: messenger RNA, 631 nt
Organism: Cuscuta campestris
Lineage: Eukaryota; Viridiplantae; Streptophyta; Magnoliopsida; Solanales; Convolvulaceae
Source: the annotation of a GenBank genome assembly